Molecule: messenger RNA, 895 nt
Organism: Corticium candelabrum
Lineage: Eukaryota; Metazoa; Porifera; Homoscleromorpha; Homosclerophorida; Plakinidae
Product: elongation factor 1-beta-like
Exons: 7
Coding region: 94-765 (223 amino acids)
Biological process (GO): translational elongation
Cellular component (GO): cytosol; eukaryotic translation elongation factor 1 complex
Molecular function (GO): guanyl-nucleotide exchange factor activity; translation elongation factor activity
Source: RefSeq, a predicted model, not a curated record
UCUUGCUUCUCUUGCCUUGCUUUCUUGACAUUACAUCCGGUCACGUGAUGUACUACUUUGCUUUGACCACGUGGAUCAUUCAGCAGACAGAAAAUGAACUUCGGUGAUCUGAAGACAAAAUCUGGUAUUGCUAAGCUGAACAGCUACCUUGAAGACAAAAGUUACGUUGAAGGUUAUGUCCCCUCUCAAACCGAUAAUGUGGUUUUCGAUGCGUUGUCUGGACCGCCCGAUUUUGCUCACACUCACGCAAGGCGUUGGUACAAUCACAUCGCGUCGUACAACGCAGACGAACGUUCAAGCUUUGUUGGAGUGAAGAAGCCUAUUUCUGAUUUUACUGGUGGAGCAGCUUCUGCCAGUGCAGCUGAUGAAGAUGACGAUGACGAUGACGACAUUGAUCUGUUUGGAUCAGACGAGGAAGCUGAUGCAGCAGCUGAGAAGUUGAAAGCCGAACGGGCGGCAGAGUAUGCAGCGAAAAAGAAUAAAAAACCUGGAGUUGUAGCAAAGUCCAACAUUAUUCUAGACGUCAAACCGUGGGAUGAUGAAACAGAUAUGGCAGAUAUAGAGAAGCAUGUUCGUAGCAUCGUGGCCGAUGGUCUUCUAUGGGGAUCCUCAAAGCUCGUUCCGGUUGGUUAUGGCAUCAAGAAGCUGCAGAUUAGUUGUGUUGUUGAGGAUGAUAAAAUUGGUACCGACUUCUUAGAGGAAGAAAUCACAAAGAAUGAAGAUCUUGUUCAGUCGGUUGAUGUGGCGGCAUUUAACAAGAUUUGAGGACAGAGUGGUGUGGGAUUGGACGUCUCGGUUGGUUGUAUCAAUUUAUGGUUUGGUUUAUGGUUGAUUGAAUUAUAAUAAGUCGGAGGCAUAAAUGUUUCUGAGUGGUUGAUCGAUUGGAAGCAUUCAU